AUGCGUAAUCAGGACGUUGAAGUUGAUAAUCGUUGGGUGGUUCCGUAUUGUCCAUUAUUAUCGAAAAUAUUCAAUGCUCAUAUAAAUGUGGAAUAUUGUAAUUCAGUCAAAUCCAUUAAAUAUAUUUGCAAGUAUGUAAAUAAAGGAAGCGAUAUGGCUGUUUUCGGUGUUACUGGUGAUAAUAGAAAUGAUGAAAUUACUCAGUAUCAAAUGGGGCGCUAUAUAAGUAGUAAUGAAGCUGUCUGGAGGAUUAUGUCAUUUUCAAUGCACGAAAUACAUCCGGUAGUUGUUUACUUGGCUGUGCAUCUUGAGAAUGGCCAACGUAUUUAUUUUAAUGAAGCAAAUGUAUUGGAAAGAGCAGAACACCCACCAGCGACUACGUUGACCGCUUUUUUCAAAUUAUGCGAAACUGAUGCAUUUGCCAUAAAUUUGUUAUAUUCUGAUGUGCCCCAGUAUUACACAUGGAAUGUGUCUUCAAAAAAAUUUCAAAGACGUAAACAAGGAACGGCAGUCGAUGGUCAUCCAGGCAUUUUCCAAACAGAUGCUAUUGGGAGAAUAUAUUAUACAGUACAUCCAAAAAAUGCAGAGUGUUUUUAUUUGCGAUUGUUAUUAGUUAACGUCAAUGGCCCAAAAUCAUUUUAA
Molecule: messenger RNA, 642 nt
Organism: Eupeodes corollae
Lineage: Eukaryota; Metazoa; Arthropoda; Insecta; Diptera; Syrphidae
Exons: 1
Coding region: 1-642 (213 amino acids)
Source: RefSeq, a predicted model, not a curated record